CUAACAAAAAAGGAAUAAGAUUUGGCAACCAGCCCACUCGUUGAUUGGUUUCUGGUGCUUUACAAGGGAAAACACAAGAGCUAUUUUGUCUGCUGCGGAGAAGGUGUUGACAGAUUCUAAGAGAAAACUUCAAUAUAGAUUACCUCGCAGAAAGAAAACUCACGCGAUCAAUUUUAAAGCUGACCUUCCAACAUGAGCUUUCCUUGGAAAAAUAUUGUGCUUAAAUUUAUCAGCCACACACAAACAAUAUCAAAGACGUGCAUAAGCGAGCUUUAGUGUCCAAUAUAAGGUACUUUGUUUAUCUAGGGACCCUAAACUUUAGGUUCAAUUUUUUUUCCUUUUUCUCUGAAUAAGUUUACUAUGACGAGCGUUUAGCUAUUACUGUGACAAAAUUUGAACAAAGCUUAACUCAAUGUUGCAUCUUAUGCUUUCACGAUAUAUUUGUAUUAGAAGUUUUAACAGACAGUAUCUAGAAAAUGUCUUGUCUCUGUACUGUCUUAAAUACAUUUGCCGUAAGGUAUAAUCGUCAGUUUGAAUUAACAAACAAGUUACUGCUACGACUUUCCUCGUCUGUUGAAGACACUGGAAAGAUGGCCGAACUUAGGAAGAACAUUUCACUAAACAGAACUCAUGAAAAAUUUAAAAAUUAAAUGUUGUCGUGAUCAAUUCUGAGGUGCAAAUAGACUUUUCUCGAAAAUAAGGACCACGACUAAAAAUUCAGAAAGUACAUUUCGCAUUCAUGAAUAGAUUUAGGUGGAUGAACAUCAAAUUAUUGAAGCCCUGAUGAUGUAAAAUCUACCAUAUUCGUGGAUAUUUGUUUAACUCGAACGCAGCAUGCAAAAAAUCCUUGAGAUAAAACAACACACUUGAAAUUACAUUUUAUUUGGUAAACAGCUGAAGAAACGUGUAAAAUCGUGCAAAUUAAUGUGCUUUGUCUUGUUCUGACGUACACUUGCUGCGGUUGAUUUUAAAGUUCAGUGGUUUUGGACUUUCAGCUGUCAUAUUAGGGACUGUUCCGCCAUGUUAUCGAUGAUUUGCUCGCCCACCGUACGGAAGGAAGUCAUUUUGAAAUGUUAUAUCCAUGUUGCUAUGGAAACUUUAUCACAACAUCUGUUAUCAGUAUAGAGGAUGCUUAGAGGACAUCGUUGCAGGGGUUGUGUAUAAGAUCUAAAUAGAUCUAAGAUCAACAUUUACAGUCUAAAGUGUAAGAGGGACAUUUAGCAGCGCUUGAGAGUCAAUAUUGCCUUUUUUAUACCAGUGACAAGUCUGAUAAUCAGAAAACAUUAUCAUCUCCCAACCUCAAGUAUUCCUUAAUGCUACGCAUAAAACUGACAUAGACCAUAGACGAAAUAGAGGCAACUGCAUUAGGUUUGCGUAGCGUAACCAUUAAAAUCAUCGUUUUUCAAAUUAUCUGUUCUGAAACAGAAAGACUUUUGAUUAGUAUGGAAAUGUAAUUAAACGAUUGAACAAACGUGUUCAAUUUAUGUAAAAACUAUUCAAAGAAGGAGACCAUUUGUUGCAAGCCUUAGAGGAAGAUUAGACGUCACUUCUCUGCGCUUUACGCUGCCGCGAUUGUCAAGUUGAAAAUUUCAGAUUCUGUCGAGAUCAACGUCUGCAGCUAAACUGAAAGAAAAAUGAACAACACCUCAACCACGGAUCAGUUUCCGUCUCAGUCAAACCUUGGCAUGAUAACCUUGAAGAAGCUUCUUCCAAUUUCAAUAGCCAUUAUUUUCUCCAAUGGACUAGUGUUCGCCUUGUUUUACAAACGGAAAAGUCUUCGAACGUCAUCCAAUUACUUGCUGCUUGGCUUGGCGAUUUGCGAUUUCUUAACAGGCGCUGUCAACAUUCCAUACUUCAUAGUUUUUUCUUUCGAAGUUGUUCCACUCAACAUGCAAAAGAACUACAAUUACUGGUUAGUCAUCAUACAUAACUUCAUGGCUGUGUCAGCUACCUACCAUCUACUUGUCAUCACGGCAGAAAAAUUUUUAGCGAUCACCAACCCACUGAAACACUACCUUGUAACCAAGAAAACGGUGUUAAAAUCAUUAGCCGCUAUCUGGAUCACGUCAACGGUCAUAGCCAGUAUUCCUUUAGCUUGGAAAAAUAGUCAAGAUCAGUCACAGAUACUAUUUUUGGUUAUCUAUUUUUCGGUGUGCCUCGUGUUCGUGUUCGUUAUUCCAUAUACAUUCAUGAUUUAUGCUUUCGUAGUCAUGUUCAAGGCAAUCACCAGCAAAAGAAGACCAUCGUCAAUUCCCAGAAGAGUUGCAUCAGGGCUGAAAUGGGAUAUCAUCAGUGACAGAAAGUGCAUUGUAAUUUUUGCAUUGAUGGCAGCAAUAUUUUUAAUUUGCUGGUUACCAUAUUUUACCAUCGGGCUGGUUAUCAACAUAAAAAAUCAUCUCAGGGUCACGUUGACGGAACCGAUUUUUGAAGCCACUGAAGUAAUUGUCCUUGUUCGAUACAUAACUUCGAUUACCAACCCAUUUCUCUACACGUUUUUCAAACGCGACUUUUGGCGGACCUUACGAAAACUUUCUCAUAAAAAGGAGUUUCUUCAUGAUGGGAGGAAGUCCUCGAAACAAAGAGGAUGGUCUCUUUCAUGCGGUGCAGGAAGAAAGCGACAGAAAUCUGAUGACAACAGUACCACGUUAUCUCGGCUUUCUUGGAUUACAGCAGAGGCUAACGUGAAAGGAAACAUCUCGGAAAAACAAAGGCUCUUCGUAUCUUCUGUUUGAUAGCAUUAGAAUUAAUAGUCAGGGAACUAGGAUUAAAGUUUGUGGAUAAUAUUAAAUGGAAUUACUGACUAUAGCGCUGAUGCUUGCACUUGAUAUUCUCGGGUUUUUAUUUGUUACUAUCUUUCUGGUUUCUGAUGGUAAAUGUACGGGAGAAAGUCAAAUUUUCCGGGACUCUUAACAAACCACUCAUAGUGUAUUUAUUGAGGAACAUGUUACAUUAUUGUAACAUGUAUUGUAGUGUAUUUAUUGAGGAACAUUAUUACAUGAACUUUAUUGCAGAGUUGUAUGCCAAAAAAAAUAAUGUUUCUUAACAAACUCUAAAUGAAACCCCGAGUUACCCGUUUACAAGAAAAACAGCAAGCGUCUUUCAAAAUCAGAAUUAGCGGAGUCACCAAACCUAAGAUAUGUGGUUACCCACUAAGGUAAUAAAUUAGGUUGUCAAAACAUUCCUUCUGUACGCUUUCAUAACUGUGUUUUAUCACAUCGCUCGAACCUACGCGAGCCGAAACGAACUUUUUAUUAUUCCAGAUUAAUAAUACUUUUGGACGGCUCUCACAAAGCGAUCGAUGAGAUAUCCCACAAAUGGGUUGUUUUAUCUACGUAUAUAGGAGCCGAGGAAAAUGUGUCAACUGAGAAAAAUGGAGUCAAAAGGAGUAUGCACACGGUUUGACACCAAAAAGUCUAGUGGGGCUUAUUUCUUCCGUGGCGUAGUGAAACUGAUAUAAGGAAAAGCUUCCAGCGGCCAGUUGGAUUCGGUUAUAGACUAAGGGACUGACAUGUGGGAGGUUGAGUGUUCAUGCCCAAAACCGGACAAUCAAUCACUAUCUUAAAAUUAAAAAAAUAAUAAUAAAAAAUAAAACAAACAAACAAAUUAGCAAGAGUACACUUCCUUUGGCACGACAUCAGAAAUGGCAAAAAAAAUUCUUUUCUUACAAUACUAGUGAUGACUGAGGGCGCUGUCUGCCACAUAUUCACUGUCGUGGUCAAACCUCCUGGUUAACUCAAUUGGUUAGA
Stylophora pistillata is the source of this 3746-nucleotide messenger RNA. RefSeq names its product histamine H2 receptor-like. Lineage: Eukaryota; Metazoa; Cnidaria; Anthozoa; Scleractinia; Pocilloporidae. Gene Ontology annotation, molecular function: G protein-coupled receptor activity. The record is from RefSeq and is a predicted model, not a curated record. Gene Ontology annotation, cellular component: plasma membrane. Gene Ontology annotation, biological process: G protein-coupled receptor signaling pathway.